AUGCAGCACUAUGGAGUCAAUGGUUACUCUCUUCAUGCUAUGAACUCUCUGAGCGCAAUGUACAAUCUGCACCAGCAGGCAGCACAACAAGCUCAGCAUGCUCCUGAUUACAGACCAUCUGUCCAUGCCCUGACCCUGGCCGAGAGACUCGCUGAUGUGUUUUUCCUUUCCAACGGCUGUGCAUUUCAAGACAUUAUCCUCGAGGCGAGGUACGGUUCCCAGCACCGUAAGCAGCGUCGAAGUCGGACAGCCUUCACUGCCCAACAGUUGGAAGCCCUCGAGAAGACUUUCCAGAAAACUCACUAUCCAGAUGUGGUGAUGAGGGAGAGGCUGGCCAUGUGCACUAACCUGCCUGAAGCUAGAGUGCAGGUGUGGUUUAAAAACAGACGCGCCAAGUUCCGAAAGAAGCAACGUAGCCUGCAGAAAGAGCAGCUCCAGAAGCAGAAAGACGCUGAAAUGAGCCAGGAUGAAGCUAAAUCUGAGAAACCGGCCACUGAAACCCAAACCUGCUCAGAAGCCAUCGAGGGGCACAGCCAACCCAGGAGCGAACCCAGCCACGUUGAGUUGAACGUCACCUCGGCAGAGCAAUCAGACAGUGAGUCGUCAGCGGAGGAACAGAUCGAUAGGGAGCGAGAGUUUAAGUCGCCAACAGAUGAAUUAAAGCAUGAAAAAAACAUCAGCCCCGAAAGCAAGUCAGCAACCUGUAAACGUGGCAGCCCCAAAUCAGAUUCGCCAAACACCACAGUAGGAACACCUGCAUCCAGCAGCGGCAGUAACAUGGUGCAAACCCACUCCUACUCCUCGUCUCCCCUGAGUCUCUUCCGACUCCAGGAGCAGUUUCGCCAGCACAUGGCGGCCACCAACAACCUCGUCCACUACUCUUCCUUCGACAUGGGGACCCCACCGGCCAUGCCUUACCUGGGCAUGAACAUGAACAUGGCUCCCAUCAGCUCUCUCCAUUGCCAGUCCUACUACCAGUCCCUGUCGCACGCUCAGCAAGUUUGGUCCAGCCCUAUCCUGCAAGCUUCCAGCACCCUGCCCAACCUCAACAGCAAAACCACGAGCAUCGAGAACCUGCGGCUCCGAGCCAAGCAGCACGCAGCCUCCCUGGGACUUGACAGCCUGCCCAACUGA
Callorhinchus milii (elephant shark) is the source of this 1134-nucleotide messenger RNA. It is a transcript of the gene dmbx1b, whose product is annotated as diencephalon/mesencephalon homeobox 1b. The record is from RefSeq and is a predicted model, not a curated record. Gene Ontology annotation, molecular function: RNA polymerase II transcription regulatory region sequence-specific DNA binding; DNA-binding transcription factor activity, RNA polymerase II-specific. NCBI's taxonomy places the organism in Eukaryota, Metazoa, Chordata, Chondrichthyes, Chimaeriformes, Callorhinchidae. The transcript is spliced from 4 exons. Bases 1 to 1134 code for a protein of 377 amino acids. Gene Ontology annotation, biological process: regulation of transcription by RNA polymerase II.